AUGGAACUACUGUAUGCCCUCUUGCUUGGUGCUGGGAGUGUCCUGGCAACUCCUUGGCUCUUAUUGCUGUUGUGGGCAAUUUGUUAUGAUCUCAUCCGAACCAAGAUGCCCCCUGAAUUUGACCAUCCGCUAAAGCUUCGAGCCUUUUACUGGGCAGGAAUUAUGUUGUGCACUGCGGGGAAGAUUUGCGAAUUUUUGGGCAUCUGCAGGCAGCUUGAUGUCAUUCGCUUCGCAAUAAGUUUCAAGAAGUCCAAAUUGGAUCCAAGUCUCUUUGCCAAAGACCUACUUUUCGAUGGAGUUCCUGUCCGAGUUUACCAGCCUAAGGCGCCAUCUGCUGGCAGGAGGAAAGGAAUGCUUCUCUUCCAUGGGGGAGCUGGUAUGGCUGGAACUAUUGAUUUCUAUCAAAACAUUUGCAAUAUAAUUGCCAAGAAGGCUGAUGUAGUGCUUGUAUCUGUCGGCUAUGGGUUGUCUCCUGAGCACCGGUAUCCCAGCCAGUACAAGCAAUGCCUGGCAGCUACCGUACACUUCCUGAAAAAUGCGGAGGCCUAUGGAGUAGAUCCUUCCCAAGUCAUCAUCUUUGGAGACAGUGCAGGAGGCAAUUUCACUUCUGUUGUAGCUCAACAACUGACAAAGAGGCCAGACCUCCCCAAGCUACGGGCUCAAGCACUGAUCUAUGGUGGCGUCCAAGCGAUGGACUUCAACUUGCCUUCUCAUGUACAGAAUGCUUCUAUGCCGCUCUUGACCCGGGAAGACCUAUUGCACUUUGGCCUGCAGUAUUUUGUAAAGGACCCGGCUCUGAAAGUCGAGCUCCUGAAAGGCACUCAUGUGCCAGACGAUUAUAGAUUGAAAUACCGAAAGUGGGUGAAUGCCAAUAACAUUCCCGAGAGAUUUAGGCAUGGUUACCAAGAGGUGCCGUUUGCUCCUUACAAGCCCGAGAUUUACAAGCAGGUGCCAGAGCUGAUGGAAGAAACUUUUUCUUCCAUUUUUGCUGAAGACCACAUCAUCAAGCAGCUCCCAGAAACGCUCAUUGUGACCUGCCAAUACGACGUCUUUCGAGAUGACAACCUGUUGUACAAGAAACGGUUGGAGGACUGCGGGGUGAAAGUCAAAUGGUUCCAUGCUGAAAUGGGGUUUCACGGGGCAAUGAACUUUUGCGAUGCAGGCAUUUUCAGAUUUCCGUCUGGGGUGGAAAUUGUGGACAGCAUUAUAGACUUCGUCAAAAGUCUGUGA
Molecule: messenger RNA, 1230 nt
Organism: Heteronotia binoei (common prickly gecko)
Lineage: Eukaryota; Metazoa; Chordata; Lepidosauria; Squamata; Gekkonidae
Product: arylacetamide deacetylase-like 4
Exons: 4
Coding region: 1-1230 (409 amino acids)
Cellular component (GO): membrane
Molecular function (GO): carboxylic ester hydrolase activity
Source: RefSeq, a predicted model, not a curated record